AUGGCUCUAAGUACUUUGAAAUAUGCAAGAACGUUACAAGGUCUCCAGAAUGAGCCGUGGUUCUUCUCAAAUUCAUUCACCAUUCAAAAGGGGUGCUGUUCACUAAAGAUCGAUACUACCGAUCACAAUUCUGGAAGAAUAAAAUUUUGA
This is a messenger RNA of Sclerotinia sclerotiorum 1980 UF-70, 150 nucleotides long. RefSeq lists its product with no specific name. The record is from RefSeq and is a predicted model, not a curated record. NCBI's taxonomy places the organism in Eukaryota, Fungi, Ascomycota, Leotiomycetes, Helotiales, Sclerotiniaceae. The transcript has a single exon. The coding region runs from base 1 to 150 and encodes 49 amino acids.